CACAUAUUAAAGGCACAUAUCAAAGUAUUAAUUGAUCAUGGCCCAAACAAUGCGGAUGACGUGCAAGCAUGCGCCAACCACUAUUACCCACCGCGAGCGCGCGUCGGCGUUCAAGCCUGUUUGCAAGUUAUCGCAAGAUCGCAAGAUGAGCAUUGCGAAUGCCGCUUCGGCAGCGGGGCGAACUCUCCUGGCUGGCUUUGCGUCGUGCAUCGUCCUCACGUCCGGAGCAGUUGCUGCGCCCAGUGUUAUUGAGGGACCUGCCCGCGUUGUGGAUGGCGACACGCUUGUCAUUAACGGAGAGCGUAUUCGUCUGUAUGGAGUGGAUGCUCCUGAGAGCGCCCAACAGUGCUCGGACGCUCGCGGCGCAUCGUACCCUUGCGGACUCGUUAGCAAGGAUGCCCUUGCUAAGAAGGUCGGCAGCUCUCCGGUUGCGUGCGACGUUAAGAACACUGACAUGUAUGGGCGCAACGUAUCAGUGUGCAACCUGAAGUCCGUCACCGGCGCCGAGGAGCUCAACUCAUGGCUGGUCAGCAAUGGAUAUGCGGUGGCGUACCGGGAGUACAGCAAGGAGUACGUGCCGCUGGAGGACGCUGCCCACACUGCUGGGAAGGGCGUGUGGCAGGGGCAGUUCCAGGUACCCAGCGAGUGGCGGAAGGCCAACAAACGCUCUGAGGUGGGCCCCGUGGCGGCGGCCGUCGCGUACACACCAGCGGCAGGGGCUGCGGCCGCUAACGGUGGCGACCCCGUGCCGCAGUGCGCCAACGGCCCCGCCAUCAAGGGCAACAUCAACUCCAACGGGCAGAAGAUCUACCACAUGCCGUCUGGAAAGUUCUACGAUUCAGUGCGCAUUGAUUUGAAGGACGGCGAGCGGUUUUUCUGUACGGAAACGGAGGCGAAGGCUGCUGGCUGGAGGCCGUCGAUGCAGUGA
Molecule: messenger RNA, 928 nt
Organism: Volvox carteri f. nagariensis
Lineage: Eukaryota; Viridiplantae; Chlorophyta; Chlorophyceae; Chlamydomonadales; Volvocaceae
Exons: 4
Coding region: 38-928 (296 amino acids)
Biological process (GO): mRNA catabolic process
Cellular component (GO): nucleus; cytosol
Molecular function (GO): nuclease activity; RNA binding
Source: RefSeq, a predicted model, not a curated record